Larimichthys crocea (large yellow croaker) is the source of this 2432-nucleotide messenger RNA. It is a transcript of the gene ednrba, whose product is annotated as endothelin receptor Ba. The coding region runs from base 316 to 1575 and encodes 419 amino acids. Lineage: Eukaryota; Metazoa; Chordata; Actinopteri; Sciaenidae. Gene Ontology annotation, biological process: enteric nervous system development; vasoconstriction; developmental pigmentation. Gene Ontology annotation, cellular component: plasma membrane. The transcript is spliced from 8 exons. Gene Ontology annotation, molecular function: endothelin receptor activity. The record is from RefSeq and is a predicted model, not a curated record.
GGCUGUGUAUACUGAAAGUCACCAGUCAGUACUGGAGAAGAGUGAACUACCAGAGGAGCUGCUGGAGCCUCUGGGUCACAGAUCAGGAGCUUUUUCACUUUGGCACCAGUGACAGAGAGGACAGCUGCCGUUGGAGAUGACUGGACACUACAGGAAGAGCAACAUCCACUCUGGGAACUUUUCUCUGUCCUAAAGUUUGAGCCUCACUGAGGAAGUUUGAUCUAAGAGGCACAAAGAUUGGAGGACUUCUGCCUAAUUUAGGAAUUAAGCCCUCAAAGAGGAUCAGUUGGAUAAUAGCCUCAACCAAACUUUAAGAUGAAGACUCAUCUCCUCUGCUUGGAGUUACUCCUCUUGGCGGGUCACAUCCUUGUAGCCAGUGGUCAGAUGGAGCCAAAGAAACAAGUGCCCCAAGAGCCUUCUACUGUUACACAGAGACUUGGGCUUGUGGAGAGAGAUGUGCAAGGUCCGGUGAGACCAAACAUUACAAUGCCCCGCCGUCGACUACUUCCCAUGUGCACUGGACCCACGGAAAUCCGAGACACCUUCAAGUACAUAAAUACGGUGGUGUCCUGCCUGGUGUUCGUUGUGGGUAUUAUUGGUAAUUCCACUCUGCUUAGGAUCAUCUAUAAGAAUAAGUGCAUGCGUAACGGGCCCAACAUCCUGAUCGCCAGCCUGGCACUUGGAGACCUGCUACACAUCAUCAUCGGCAUUCCCAUUAAUGUUUACAAGCUCUUGGCAGAGGACUGGCCUUUCGGCGUGACUCUCUGCAAGUUGGUGCCGUUUGUCCAAAAAGCUUCUGUGGGGAUCACAGUGCUGAGUCUGUGCGCUUUGAGUAUUGACAGAUAUCGUGCUGUGGCCUCAUGGAGCCGUAUCAAAGGAAUCGGAGUUCCAAAAUGGAUGGUUAUCGAGAUAGCGCUGAUCUGGAUAUUAUCCAUCAUCCUGGCUGUGCCAGAGGCAAUAGCCUUCGAUAUGAUUACCAUGGACUACAAAGGAGAACACUUGAGGAUCUGUUUGCUGCAUCCCAUGCAGAAAAGUAGCUUUAUGAGGUUUUAUAAAACAGCGAAGGACUGGUGGCUCUUCAGUGUAUAUUUCUGUCUGCCGUUGGCCUGCACUGCUAUCUUUUACACCCUGAUGACGUGUGAGAUGUUGAGGAAGAAGAAUGGUGUCCAGAUCGCUCUCAGUGACCACCUCAAACAGCGAAGGGAGGUGGCUAAGACGGUGUUCUGUCUGGUUCUGGUCUUUGCUCUGUGCUGGCUCCCUCUCCAUCUCAGUCGUAUCCUCAAGCUCACCAUCUAUGAUGAGAGAGAUCCAAACCGCUGCGAACUGCUCAGUUUCUUUUUGGUGUUGGACUACAUUGGCAUCAACAUGGCAUCUGUCAACUCCUGCAUCAACCCGAUCGCCCUCUACAUGGUCAGCAAGCGCUUCAAGAACUGCUUCAGGUCCUGCCUGUGCUGUUGGUGUCUCCCAGCGGAGAUGCUGAUGGAUGAGAAGCAGUUGUGCAUGAAGCUGAAAGUGACUGACCGAGCCUCCGAGCAGAGCAACUCCCGCAUGACCAACAAAUCCACUACAGCCUGAAAAGAAGUAAGAAAGGAGGGGAUAUGAGGUUAAAAAAUUCCUAAAUAUUGAAGUAUGGAUGACUGAAUGAGGCUAUGUGCCCGUUCUUGCCUCAUCUACAACACCAUAUGAAGUCUCUUUUAAAUUUGAGCAGACAUGCUUUUGGAAAUUAGCCCUCACUGAGACGAAACUCCUUCUAAACUCAAUCUCUGAACGCAUGCCAUCAUGGACCGCUGCACGCCCUCCCUGUCCAAGAAGAAAUUGGCGUCAGUGCACUUCAAAAGCUGUAUUUUUGGACAACAAAUGUGAGAUGCGUGAAGCAGGCAAAUGGGUGUGAACAAAAUCAAAUAUCGAGAACUGAGCAGGGUCGAGGUUCAGCACAAAUGUUAUGUCAAACUGUCGAUUAGCGAAGACAGCUCAUCAGGCUCGCUGCCUGGAUAGUGAAUGUUACAAAGUGCUGCAUUGUUUGGACACCAGUGUGACACUGUGUCGAUACCACACGCUGCAGCAGCUUGGAAGAGUUUAACCAGUCAAUUUAAUGCUCUUGUUGAGAUUUGUUUAUUUUGUGAUGUAUUUCCUUUAAUAUGUAUGUAUGAAUGUAUGUAUGUAUGUAUGUAAGUAUUUAGCAUUUUGCGUACUUUAAAUGCCUUUAAAUGCAUUGCCUCUGUGUCAUUUUCCCAUUAGUUAUUGAACUACUGAUGUUGAGUGAUUUAAGCUGUUUGACCAUUCAGUUACUGUGUUAUAUCUGGUCUGUUGUUAAGGUUUUAUGCUUUUUGUGACUGUACCUCCCACAUUAUUUUAAACUAACUCCUUACCUGAGCUGGUAUGACAAAAGCUAGCGUUUUCUUCUUGCAAUAAAUAUAACAAACAACAAACUA